UGGAUUUCCCGGAAGGGACCAGAGAGGCCGCGGGCUGGGCUUGGCUCGUCCCCCCGCCGGGUUGCCAUGGCCGUGUCGCCGUACGUGCAGGCCAUGCAGGAGCUGUUCCGGGCGAACACGCGCAGCCGCGAGUUCCCAGCUCACGGAGCCAAGGUCCACUCGGUGGCCUGGAGCUGCUGCGGCCGCCGCCUCGCUUCGGGCUCCUUCGAGCCCUUCGUGUGGGGACUCUUCGAGGGGAUGGGAUGCGGGGGGGUGCGAGGACCCGAGAUGAGGCAGCCGGCGCUAGAGGACAGCGGCCCUCGCAGUAGCCGGAGAGGGCUGUUGAACCAGGUGAAGGAAAACAAUUACCGUGGCCAUGGAGACAGUGUGGAUCAGUUGUGCUGGCACCCCAGUAACCCAGACUUAUUCGUCACAGCAUCUGGAGACAAAACCAUUCGUGUCUGGGAUGUUCGUACCACUAAAUGCAUUGCAACAGUGAACACUAAAGGGGAGAAUAUUAACAUCUGCUGGAGUCCUGAUGGCCAGACCAUUGCAGUCGGGAACAAGGAUGAUGUAGUCACCUUCAUCGAUGCUAAGACACAUCGAUCAAAAGCUGAGGAACAGUUCAAGUUUGAGGUGAACGAGAUCUCUUGGAACAAUGACAACAACAUGUUCUUCCUCACCAAUGGCAAUGGUUGCAUCAACAUCCUCAGCUAUCCAGAACUGAAACCAAUCCAGUCAAUUAAUGCCCACCCCUCAAAUUGCAUCUGUAUCAAAUUUGACCCAAUGGGCAAGUACUUUGCCACAGGAAGUGCUGAUGCCCUGGUUAGCCUCUGGGAUGUGGAUGAACUGGUGUGUGUACGAUGUUUCUCUAGACUUGACUGGCCUGUGAGGACAUUAAGCUUCAGCCAUGAUGGGAAGAUGCUGGCUUCUGCAUCGGAAGAUCACUUCAUUGAUAUAGCAGAGGUAGAAACGGGGGAGAAGCUGUGGGAAGUGCAGUGUGAGUCCCCCACCUUCACUGUGGCCUGGCAUCCAAAGCGUCCCCUACUGGCCUUUGCCUGUGAUGACAAAGAUGGCAAAUAUGAUAGCAGCAGGGAAGCUGGCACUGUGAAACUCUUUGGACUUCCCAAUGACUCAUAACAGACAUCUAUUGGAGACCAAACCUAGGACCUGGAAUUCUGAGUCCAGGCAGGAUUUUUACAAGCCAUGUUUGCUUUGUUUCUACGUUAGGUUCAUGCUCUACUUUCUAGAGCAGGAGCUGUACUGUGGCUUGAGAGUUUCUUGUCCAGGAAGCCUACUUUUUGAAUUGCCCAGCCAUCCUAAAAGGCACAGAGGCUGGCUGAGUAAAUGGCAUCCCUCUGGUGUCUUGACUCUUCACUGUUUUUUGUCUUGAACAGGGGGGACUACAACUGCUAAUGUAUUCUACUGUCUGUAGGCUGUGCCUUCCAUUGGGAAAUCAACUCUAGUUACUUCUGUGUAUUUGGCAAAAGCCUCCUGCAAGUUUUUGUUACUAUGUCCUUGUCAUCCCCUUAUGCCUCUCCUUGACUGUGGAAAGGCAGAUGUAUCCUGGCUUCCCAUAACCAUGUUUGAAACCUUCCUUUAUUCUUGAAGGAAUACCUCACCUCAUUUGGAGGUAAUGUGUAUGUUUCAUGCCUUUUUAAAAAGACUAAUAGAAGAAGUUAGAUUGGGAAGUAAAAUCAAUUUUUUUGUAUGAGCUUGUUUUUAUACCUCCAAGAAUAACUUUGUUUUAUUAAAUAAAUGAACAAA
Molecule: messenger RNA, 1746 nt
Organism: Pogona vitticeps (central bearded dragon)
Lineage: Eukaryota; Metazoa; Chordata; Lepidosauria; Squamata; Agamidae
Source: RefSeq, a predicted model, not a curated record